GAAACGCGUAUGAUGUGCACUAUCCCUUCAUAGAUGCGCUCGUGCGUGGAAUCGUCCGUUUCUACAUCAAAUCGGUGAGAUUUCGCAUCUUAUUCACACGCGUUCAUGACGGGACCGGCUGUGCGUUUCAUUCAUUCGCGGAGACGGCUGAGAUUUUCUCCGGCACUGACAUUAUGCGCUCGGUAACCGGGAGCUGAUGCCGACAUUGACACCAUCCGCUCUCCUCUGACAGCUAAUAAACGGUGUGCGCUGCGCCCAUUUCUUUCCAUUCAUUCUUCAGAAAGCAUCGAGAUGUCUAUGAAAGCAAAGUGCGGCGAGGCGGUGAAGGUGGUGGUCCGGUGUCGCCCGCUGAACCGCAAAGAGGAAUCGUCGGGUUACGAGAACAUCGUGCAGAUGGAUGUGAAACUGGGCCAGGUGGCCCUGCGGAACCCCAAGGCGGGUCCGGGAGAUCCUCUCAAGACCUUCACGUUCGAUGCCGUCUACGAUGGGUGCUCCAAACAGAGCGACAUGUACGACGAAACGGUGCGGCCGCUCAUCGACUCGGUUCUGCGCGGAUUCAACGGCACCAUCUUCGCGUACGGACAAACUGGCACCGGAAAGACGUACACCAUGCAGGGCCAGUGGCUGGAUGCGGAGCGCCGCGGCAUCAUCCCCAACUCGUUCGAGCACAUCUUCACGCACAUCUCCCGCUCCCAGAACCAGCAGUACCUCGUCCGGGCGUCGUAUUUGGAGAUCUACCAGGAGGAGAUAAGGGACCUGCUCGCCAAAGAUCACAGCAAGAAGCUGGAGCUGAAGGAGAGCGCCGACUCGGGCGUCUACAUCAAAGACCUGUCCUCCUUCGUGACCAAGAACGUCAAGGAGAUCGAGCAUGUGAUGAACGUGGGCAACCAGACCCGGUCGGUGGGCUCCACCAACAUGAACGAGCACAGCUCCAGAUCUCACGCCAUCUUCCUCAUCACGGUGGAGUGCAGCCAGCUCGGUCCAGAUGGCCAGAACCAUAUCCGCGUGGGCAAACUUAACCUGGUGGACCUGGCCGGCAGCGAGAGACAGACCAAAACGGGCGUCCAAGGAGAACGCUUGAAGGAGGCCACCAAGAUAAACCUGUCCCUCUCCGCUCUGGGAAACGUCAUUUCCGCCUUGGUGGACGGGCGAAGUUCUCACGUACCCUACCGUGACUCCAAACUCACUCGCUUGCUUCAGGAUUCGCUGGGAGGGAACGCGAAAACCAUCAUGGUGGCCACGCUGGGACCGGCAUCCUACAAUUAUGGGGAGACCCUGACCACCCUGCGUUACGCCAACCGGGCUAAGAACAUCAAGAACAAGCCGCGUGUCAACGAGGACCCCAAAGACGCCCUGCUGAGAGAGUUUCAGGAGGAGAUCUCCCGGUUGAAAGCGCAGCUAGACAAACGCGGCGGCAUGCUCACCAGGAGGAAGAGGAGGAGCAGGAGAAUUAGGAAGAUUGGAGAAGAGGAUGAGGACGACGUGGAUGAGGAAGAAGAGAGUGAUGAGGAAGAGGAAAGUGUGGAGAAGGAGGCGCAGGAGUACAUGAAGGAGCAGCAGGAGAAGCUGGAGAGAGAAAAGGAGGCCAUCAGAGAUGACCAUUCCUUGGUGGCGGAGGAGAAACAGAGACUCCUGGAGGAGAAAGAAAGGAUGAUGAGACAUCUGACGAAGGAGCAAGAGGCCACUGAACUCCUCACUGCCAAAUUUAAGGCGAUGGAGAGUAAGCUGCUGGUUGGUGGGAAGAACAUCAUUGAUCACACCAAUGAGCAACAGAAGAUGCUUGAGUUGAAACGGCAUGAGAUCGCUGAACAGACACGCAGGGAAAGAGAAAUACAGCAGCAGGUCUUGGUUCAGGAUGAAAAUACAAUAGAACUCAGAGAAACAUUCUCCACUCUGCAACAAGAAGUGGAAGCAAAAACAAAAAAACUCAAAAAGCUGUAUGCAAAGCUUCAGUCUCUGAAGGCAGAUAUUCAGGAUGUAAACGAUGAACAUGUGAGAAGUCGACAGGAGCUGGAACAAACUCAAAAUGAACUGACCAGAGAACUCAAAUUCAAGUAUCUGAUUAUAGAGAAUUUCAUCCCUCCUGAAGAAAAGAAUAAAAUUAUGAACAGACUUCAGUUUGACGCUGAGGAAGAUCAGUGGAAGUUUCAGCCUCUCGUCCCGUCAGAGAAUAAAUUGACGCAGAUGAAAAGACCCGCCUCCGCCGUGGGAUACAAGCGACCAAUCAGCCAGUACGCUAGGGUUGCCAUAGCGAUGGGAGCUCAUUCCAGAUACAGGGCGGAGAAUAUAAUGGUUCUAGAACUGGACAUGACUCCUCCUCUCGUGUUUCGACUGGACUCCCCAAAGUCUGGAUCAGAGAUGGAAGCGUCUCAAGACGUGCUGCUGGAGAACUCUACUUACAGAGAGAAAUUUGCAGCAGGACGGGUGCGAAAAUCUCAGUCGUGGUGCCAGUCUCCACAAGCCAUCUCCUCCUCAAGCUCCUCCCUCUCUCUAGCAUCCUCAGGGUCCCAUGAUCUGCCACACCCACAAAACAUCACCAUGGCUACGGCAAAUGAAUGAGACAGGAAUUACCAUAACAACACAGAGGAUUAAACAAUAGACACUAAACACAACUUAUAUUGAGGAAGACAGGGUGAGACAAACCCUUCCAUCACCAUCAAACAAUGACCGGAGCAAUCGCACCUUCAACCCGAGGAUCCCGGAAAACCUGCCCAUGUCCCUGCUGUCUGCUCGAUGGGGGACAAAACAUUUCAUGCUAUUUUUUGUACUCACCAGGACCAAUAAAACGAUUGAUAUUCCAAACAAUACUUCCUUCUCUUCAUCUCUUGUUCUCUGCGUGUUAUUCCUCGGGGCAGUUUUGACCUGAAGACACUUUGAUAACUGCCAUUAAAUGACAGCACUGAAUAUUCUCACCUCACCCCGCCACCUGAGGUCUGGUCAAGCUGUCACAUUUGUUGAGAUUCACUUCGCUGCUUCCAAACCGGUCGGUCAACCUCAGCCUUUACUUACUGACUUCAGAGCAUCACGUCUGGAAAACGCACGCCUCGGAUGAUGGACGCCAAACGGACGGGGAUUGUGACCUAAUGUAGAGAAGAGCGCUAAAGAGAGGCUUGUCUCUCUCUUUCUAUCUGCAUGUCUUACUGUAUGUGUGUGUCUUUGUAAUUCUGAUCAGGGUUCCGGAAGGAAGGUGUCUGUCUGGCUGAAGGACAGAUCUGCAGGGUUCCCACAGGCGUGGAAAAUCUGUAAAUAUCAGGGAAUUUCAACAUUUUGAUUUCCGGGCCUGGAAUGGUGACGUAAAUUAAAUAUUACAGAUGCAAUCCGUAACUUCUGAAGUAGAAUUGCAGGUUACUCAUUGUGCUUAUCUUUACAUGAGUUGAAGUCAAAGGAUGUCAGACAUUUCCCUCGAAAGUGUAAAAGACAGUUCAAAUCAUAAAUCAUUAUUAUAGGCUUUCUGUAGUAAAUAGUGGUAAGGAGACAUUUUUAACACUAUUUUUUAUGUUCAUGCUUAAUGGAUUUUUUGUUAUGAAUUUUGGAAAAAAGUUUCCAUAAAAAAGUUAUGGAAAAGUUUUCUAUAGAUAAUAUAUAUAGUUAAUAGUUUUUCUUAAAGGUGACGUGUAAUUUCAAUAUUACUACCCCAAUCAGUACGCCCAAAUAAUCAGAUCGAAAUUAAAUUUGGUGCUGCUAAUGGGACAGAUUAGACACAUUGCACCUAAAAAAAAUCAGUAUGUAGCCUUUUAUUCAUGAAAGUAGGAAAUCACAGUUCUUGCCUAUAAUAUAACAAAAGCCGUUUUGCCAGUCAAUGUUAUUAUAUCAAGUUAAUUUUAACACUAUCGAAGUAAAAAGUGUUUACAUUUUUGGGGUGAAUCAACCUUAAAGUAGCCGUGAACCGGACGUUGAUAUCGUUUAUACUUCCGUAUUCUGGCACAUUUCCGUAUGAAAAUAAAUUUUAAAGGCGGAAAUUAGUGGGCGUGGCUUGCGUUUUUCACUGCGAAUUGAUUGGAUGUGUAACAGCUGUUGCAUUGAUUUUGAGAUAAAACUGGGAGCAGACUAACAGUUGAAGGGGAGGAUUUAACUGAUGCUCCGGCCAAGCCGUCUAAUUUACGUCAUUUCAGAUCAGUGCGGAAGUGCACAGAUUAUAACUGAAGAUUACAAGGGGAACGUGAGUUUAAAAAAAAAAGACCCACAUUGAUAAGCCAUUUACUAUAAACGGUGCAGUAUUUCGUGAAAAAAUAAGAAUUGUCAUUUUUAAUUUCACUAGGACUUUAAGUAAUGGCCCGGACUGGAAACGCAAUGGAAAUUGAGUUUUCAAAGGGUGUGGGGACCCUGGAUCUAAAAUGUGUGCUCUGCAGGAAACCAAGCAUGUGCUACAUGACCUGGGCUUUGCUUUGACCUUUAAACCACUGCACUAACCUAAAGCAAUGAGAGAUCACGGACACAAAACACGCAAACACAUCAACACACAGAUAUGCCUUGCUUACUUGAUUUCUUCUACAGCAACAGCCAUGGUUUCCAGCCAGAUGCCCUUCUACUGUAAUUAUGAACAUAAUAUGUGGAUAUUUGUUAUGUACAGGAGAUCUAUGUAUGUCUAUGUGCAUCAGUACUGUGUGUUGUUGGCACAUGGAGUUGCUCCCAGUGAAUGGAAUUAAACGAGCAGUUCUCCGG
Molecule: messenger RNA, 4662 nt
Organism: Triplophysa dalaica
Lineage: Eukaryota; Metazoa; Chordata; Actinopteri; Cypriniformes; Nemacheilidae
Product: kinesin-like protein KIF3C
Exons: 8
Coding region: 292-2559 (755 amino acids)
Biological process (GO): microtubule-based movement
Molecular function (GO): microtubule binding; microtubule motor activity; ATP binding
Source: RefSeq, a predicted model, not a curated record